Messenger RNA from Penicillium robsamsonii, 186 nucleotides. RefSeq lists its product as uncharacterized. The transcript has a single exon. NCBI's taxonomy places the organism in Eukaryota, Fungi, Ascomycota, Eurotiomycetes, Eurotiales, Aspergillaceae. The record is from RefSeq and is a predicted model, not a curated record. Bases 1 to 186 code for a protein of 61 amino acids.
AUGGCCUUCUUGAGCUUCUUUGACAACUUUCGGCUCUUCUUCAGUGCACUGGCUUCUACAAUCGGCGCUGUCAGCCUCAUCUCCCGCCCAAAGAAGGCCAUGGUGCUGGUGAUGGCCAAGGUGCUGGUGAUAGCCUUGAGUUUGGCCACAAUAUCUGCGUUUUGGGCUGUCGUGUUGAUUUCCUAG